AUGGCGUCCGCCUUUCCCCUGACCCCGGGGAACACCCUCGACCGUUCUACAUCCGCCCCUCCUGUCCCCCCUCGCCCAUUCCAAGUACGAAACGCCCCCUUCACCCUCCCGCACAUCUCCAACCUUCUUACACCCACACCUCUCCCGCGCUUCCCCAACCCGGUUCCUACGGUUCUUCCUUUGCCGCGUCCCGCCAACCCAGACCCCACUCUUCCCUCUGUCUCCUCGUUCCAUUUCGACCCUCCCACAAAUUCAGACGCUUCUUGUCCCGGCUCUUGCACCCCGAUGGCCGUGCGGCUGCCCACCCCUCUUAGGCCGUCCGCUGCCGCUGCCUCAGCCCCUGUGGUUCACUACGUCCAACAGGCCGCCCCCGCCUUCAUUAUGCACGGUCCCCCGCCUUUCGUAGGCGUGUCUUCCGCCGGCACCGAGGGCGAAGACGCGAAGAAGUUUCUGGAACAGGUUGAAACUGCCAUUGACGGCAACCUGUACUUCUACCAACUCCCAAGCGAAUGGGCGGCCUGUUGGGUGCGCAUGCACACCUCGGGCACCGCGAAAAAGUGGAUGGACAAGCAUUGCCGUCUGUCGUGGAAGGAGUUCCGGACUCAGUUUCGCGCGCAUUUUGCAGUGGAGAACCUCCCUGGCCCCGUUGGCGCACGGCACGCCACUCCUGCCAGAGCUCGCGCUGGCUCUUCUUCACUGCAGAAUGCGCGCGAAACCGAGUCCGGAACUCCUCCCACGACAGAUGGCAAUGCUUUUCCAUCCACUUUUUCGCGGUGCCCGAGGUAUGCAUGCGCACCCAACGAGUCGUCCAUUCGUCGGCAAGUUGGUGGGACAUUGACGACACAUCACCCAUAUUGGACAUCUGAAGAUUAA
Messenger RNA from Cryptococcus amylolentus CBS 6039, 873 nucleotides. RefSeq lists its product as hypothetical. NCBI's taxonomy places the organism in Eukaryota, Fungi, Basidiomycota, Tremellomycetes, Tremellales, Cryptococcaceae. The record is from RefSeq and is a predicted model, not a curated record. The coding region runs from base 1 to 873 and encodes 290 amino acids. The transcript has a single exon.